CCAACAUAAUUCACGUUUGAGUUUGCAUCGAGCCGUUGAUGUAUAUCUUCAACUAAACGUUCCUGGAAAAAGAGAUGUCCAUAUAAAGGAAUCGCCGAAGAAUUCAGGGGUGGGAACAAUGAGAGCCACUCUAGCUCCGACCACCGUGCUCUCGCCUCUUCAUUCUAAUUUCCCCAAGUUAACUCCAUUAAUCACCACCGUCAAUCGAUCACGCCGUCACACUUAUCCGAAUGCCUUAAAAUGUUUGGACCAUAAGAAAGUCUGUCCUGAAGACCACUACCAGAGAAAUGCCACCAAAUACUGGGACAACUUCUACAAACGCCACCAAGACAAAUUCUUCAAGGAUAGACAUUACUUGGAGAAGGAUUGGAGAUGUUACUUUGCAGAAGAUGAAGUCUAUUCCAAUGAAAAGGUCGUUUUGGAGGUUGGAUGCGGGUCUGGAAGUACCCUCUUUCCUCUUAUGGCUGCAUUCCCCAAUCUUUAUGUUCAUGCUUGUGAUCUCUCACCUCAUGCAAUUGAGCUUGUUAAGUCAAAUGCGAAUUUCAUAGAAGACAGGGUUAAUGCAAUUGUCUGUGAUGUUACACUUGAGGAUCUUUGUGAGAAAAUUGACCCCUUUUCAGUUGAUGUUGUUACAUUGGUUUUUAUGCUGUCUGCAGUUUCCCCAAGUAAAAUGCCUUUGAUAUUGGAGAACAUCAAAACAGUGACUAAGCCAAAUGGUUAUGUUCUCUUACGAGAUUAUGCUGCUGGAGAUUUUGCUCAAGUCAAGUUACAGAAAAAAGAUAGGAUGAUUGGUGAGGACUUUUAUGUUCGAGGAGAUGGUACUUGUUCAUUCUACUUCUCUGAAGAUUUUUUGUCAUCGUUGUUUCUAAGAGCUGGCUUUCACACUGUGGAUAUGAACACAUACUGCAGAGAGGUUUACAAUCGUUCUCGGAAUGUUACGAUGAAUCGGCGUUGGAUCCGUGCAGUAUUUAAAAGCGUUUGAUCUACAGCACUGGCAAUGCAGUUCAAGGCUUCAAUCUGCUGUGGCUAGGUAACUGUUUGCCAGUGGAUCAAGUAACGACUUAUUUGUCCCCUCAGUGAGCCAGGUUGGAAGAAAAACUGUUUGAGACUAUCUUAUUUAUAUGGAUUUCGGACAAAGCAGCUUAUGAAUUAAUAAGUUUUCACCUCACAGUGCUAUGAGUGUGCAAUUGAAAUUAGUUUGCAUAGAAUCUACCUCUUGUGCCAGGCAGAUUAAGAAGAAGAUUUAGCUUACUUCAUGAAGGGAACAGUUACUCAACAGGCCUGAAUUUACUAAGAUUGUAGGCUAGCUCGCCAUAUUUAUGUAUGUCUUUUGCUGUAAAUUUUCUUUUGUAGGAGAUGUUGCUUUUCAAAUUGUUGUCCUUUUUAGUACAUGUUUUGGUCUUAUCUAGAACAGGAAAAGGAGUCAUUUUCAUUGCUGCUGUAGCUUUUCAAAUUGUCAACGUGGCUGUUGUCGUUUUGUUUUUGGUUGUUGAGGUUGUCGCAUUUGUAUUGUUGUUGUUUCUUUCUUGGGAUGAUCUCACUUGUAUUAAAUUAUGUUCUUGACUUGAUUGUCUAAUUUUUGUCGUUUUAUAAUUGUCAGGUCUUUUUGUUUAUACGCUUUGAAGUUAAUGUUAUUGUAAGAUAUUUGUCUUUUUUUUUUGUUUCUUGGUGUACCAAAAACUGGGAGAGAAUGUUCAUUCAAAUUAUUAAUCUCAA
Humulus lupulus (European hop) is the source of this 1716-nucleotide messenger RNA. RefSeq names its product tRNA N(3)-methylcytidine methyltransferase trm141-like. Bases 119 to 982 code for a protein of 287 amino acids. The transcript has 9 exons. NCBI's taxonomy places the organism in Eukaryota, Viridiplantae, Streptophyta, Magnoliopsida, Rosales, Cannabaceae. The record is from RefSeq and is a predicted model, not a curated record.